AUGACAAUCACGUACACUCGACAUGUGGCUAAUGCUCGUCUCGGGACAUUUUCUCGACUAUUGCUUCACUGGAGAGGAAGCAUCUACAAGCUGCUAUAUCGUGAACUUCUUAUCUUUAUCACCCUCUACUGCAUCCUCAGUGCUUUAUACAGGGUAAUUUUGUCAGAAGAGCAGAAGAGAAUGUUUGAAAAACUUUCCAUUUACUGCAACCAGUAUGCAGAACUUAUUCCAGUCUCCUUUGUCUUAGGCUUCUAUGUGACGUUGGUGGUGUCACGUUGGUGGAAUCAGUAUGAAAGCGUGCCCUGGCCUGACCGUCUUAGCUGCUUGGUGGCCUGCCACGUUGGAGGCACGAAUGAGGCUGCUCGGAUUCUCCGACGGACUCUGAUGCGAUAUGCCAAUCUGUCAGCUGUACUGAUAUUCCGCUCUAUCAGCACUGCAGUAUAUAAACGCUUCCCCACUAUGGAGCAUGUUGUUCAUGCAGGUUUCAUGACUUCUGAUGAAUACAAGCAACUUGAAAGUCUGCCUUGUUCCCAUAAUAAGUUUUGGGUCCCAUGUGUCUGGUUUGUAAGCCUAGCAAUGAAGGCAAGGAACAAUGGUGACAUCCUCAAUGAUGUAGCCCUUCAAGCUAUUCUUAGUGAGCUUAACAGCUUGCGGGACCAAUGUGGGAAGCUAUACAGUUAUGAUUGGAUCAGUGUCCCACUGGUCUACACUCAGGUUGUGACUAUGGCUGUAUACAGCUUCUUCCUUGCCUCUUUGAUUGGUCGCCAAUUUUUGGAUCCCGCCCAGGGUUAUCCAGGACAUGAAUUGGACCUGUUUAUUCCAAUUUUCACUCUCUUACAAUUUUUCUUCUAUGCUGGCUGGCUAAAGGUAGCAGAACAGUUGAUUAACCCCUUUGGUGAAGAUGAUGAUGACUUUGAGACCAACUGGCUACUAGAUCGUAACUUGCAGGUUUCACUCCUGACUGUGGAUGAAAUGUAUGAGAAUUUUCCAGCCCUGGAGAAGGACAAGUACUGGAAUGAUUCAGAACCACAGCCACCCUAUACCAUGGCAACAGUGGACCAUAAAAUACCAUCGUUCAUGGGCUCCACAUUUCACAUAAACAUACCAAAGGAGGACAUGGAAUUCCAAAUGUUAGGACAAAUUAAGGAGCAAGAAGAAGAAAACCACGCCACCCAUCUGGGAACUCCUGGAAGACUACCAGGGAAGCCAUCGCCCAGACUUCCUUGUACUAGUCAGAAGGCAAACCUACUCAGAUUACACAAUGGGACACCUAUGAGCCACAUUCAACUACGUUUGCACCAGGAGUCACCUCCUGCCUCCAAUAAAAAAUCAUACACUUCAAAUGCAUCGUGGAUGGGGGUGGUGGACAGCCCAAACCCAGAUAAGACUAUUGAUUUAGAUUUUGCCUUCAUGUCUGUGCCCUUCUGCAACAGGCCUGGUUUCUACAGCUGCCCUCCGACACCAAUCCACUCUGUGCCAAUGUUUCCAUAUUCUUCAAGAUCCAAGCGUUCUACAGCGAGUGGAAAAGUAGGGCAAGAAUUACAAUGCAGUACAAGUUCUCUAUGUCCACCGAUUUUACCACAAACAAGUUUCAUUGAUAUUCCAGAUACUACAAACAUGGGGCUUAAUUCGUUGAUGUUAAAUGAAGAGGAUAAGUCAACAUCAGCCCAAGGAACUCUCCAUUUCCUAAAAAAGACUCCAGCCAAGGAUCCAUCAUCAUGCACUCAAGUAAGCCCAACAAUUGCAGAAUUACAAUCUGAUGAAGUCAAACUACAGUUUUGUUUUCCUGAAGGCCCAAAAAAUCUUGAAAUUGAGCACCCCAAAGGGCUAAUGGCUCGCAGGCAACCUAGAUGGACACUGGAAAAUCUAGCUUUAGAGAACAAGUCUCUGUCCACCAAGGGGUUUCAAACACCAAGCUUUGGUUUAGGUGUUGGAAAAGAAAAAGCAGGUACCCCAUCACCCAACUUUACCAACAUCCAAGCUCCUCUGAUACAGCCUCAGAUGGAGAAGACAGAAAGUUUACAAGAAUGAACAAACUGAACUGGCUUUAACUUGGAGCUUCAACAAUAAAGAUGCACUCUUUAAAAAGAUUGCUAGAAUUUCAUAUAAACAUCUACUUGUUAUAAAAAAAAAAAAACCCUAAAUGUACCAGUCUAAAUAGUCCAAGUGAGUUAAUCACUGCCAUGUAAAAAUUACUAAAACCAACUAGACUCAAGGACUAGGACAUUCUAGUUACAGUCCAAGCCCAGUUUAUACACAAUACACUCACUUUCCAGUAUCUAUGACAACAAUUGCCAAAUGCACCUGCCUGUACCUCAGUAAAUUCUAAACUUAUUUGUCCACUAGCAAUAUUCCAAGAUACUUGUCAUUUUUUAAUUCCAAUUACAACAUUGUAGCUCUCACAAAAAAACUAGAUCAUCAGAUCAAUGUACUCUUGAAAUUGUGCACCUUUAAAACAUUACACAACAGAAUUAAGUCAACUUUGUCAAUCUAAAAGACAUAUGUAACCUACUGUACAUUGUUGCUUAACUUAAAGCUGGUACGAUUAAAAGGACAUAUUAAAGUGACACUGUAUGUAGAUGAAAGCAGAUUAAUGCAUUCCUAAAACUUCAGCUUUUAAAAAAAAAAAAAUUAAAUUGAACCAUUCCUAACCUGUGUGUUUAAACCUCACAUACCACCUUUUAUGUUACAAUAUCAUUUCCAAAGCAUAACGAUUACAAAACAGUUUUUUGGCAAAACUAUUUUUACAUAGUGAAACACCUCAUU
This is a messenger RNA of Polypterus senegalus (gray bichir), 2766 nucleotides long. RefSeq names its product bestrophin-2-like. Lineage: Eukaryota; Metazoa; Chordata; Cladistia; Polypteriformes; Polypteridae. The record is from RefSeq and is a predicted model, not a curated record. The transcript is spliced from 9 exons. The coding region runs from base 1 to 2031 and encodes 676 amino acids. Gene Ontology annotation, molecular function: chloride channel activity.